Messenger RNA from Falco peregrinus (peregrine falcon), 989 nucleotides. It is a transcript of the gene F3, whose product is annotated as coagulation factor III, tissue factor. Gene Ontology annotation, molecular function: protein binding. NCBI's taxonomy places the organism in Eukaryota, Metazoa, Chordata, Aves, Falconiformes, Falconidae. The transcript is spliced from 6 exons. Gene Ontology annotation, biological process: blood coagulation. The coding region runs from base 66 to 917 and encodes 283 amino acids. The record is from RefSeq and is a predicted model, not a curated record. Gene Ontology annotation, cellular component: membrane.
UCCCGCCGCGAUGACAGCUCACCGCGCUCCGCCUCGCCGGGACGGGCCGCGUCGCUGCCCCGAGGAUGCCGCCAGCCGCCGCCGCGGGACAGUCCCUGCUGCUGAGCGCCCUGCUGUGGCGCCUGGCCGCCGCCGGCAGUCCAGAACUACCAACAGCAGUUAAUAUAACUUGGUCUUCAAUCAAUUUUAAAACUAUACUACAGUGGCAACCAAAACCAUCAGGUUACGUCUAUACAGUAGAAAUACACGGGCAGACAUCUGACACAAAAAAAAAAUGCAUAUGGACAACAGAAACAGAGUGUGAUGUUACUGAUGUGCUCAGGAAUGUAAAAGAGACCUAUACAGCACACAUACUGUCUGUCAUGCCCUCAGAGAUGGAUAACUUUGAAGAACCACCAUUUGCAGUCUCUGAAAAAUUUACGCCUUAUAGUCAGACUGUUCUGGGAAAACCAGAGAUACAGAACUACACGCAAAAAGGCUCCAAACUGAAUGUUGUGAUCCAAGAUCCGCUUACACCAUACACAUUUCCUAAUGGAAGCUUUCAAAGUAUUCGAGAUAUUUUCCAACAUGACCUGGAAUACAAACUGUAUUACUGGAAAGAUCAAAGUUCUGGAAAGAAAGAUGCAACAACAAAAAGCCAUGUAUUUGAAGUAAGUGUUGACAGCACAAAGAACUAUUGCUUCUACGUACAGGGAGUAAUUCCCACCCGCAGAGAAAACCGUAAUGGUCAGGAAAGCAUGGUGCUUUGUACCAGUAUAGGAAGAAACAUCUUAGAUGAGUAUGGAGCAGAAGUCUUUAUCAUCACAGCAGUGAUAGCAAUUGCAGUCAUCACUCUUGCCAUUGUCCUACCAGUGAUCCUGUGUAAACGCAAGAAAGCAAAAGCUGCAAGAGAAAAGGAACCGCUUAAUGGUGUUUAAGGAAAAAUUAUUGCAGACAGUAGUUCCAAAGUGUAAAAAAAAAAAAAAAAAAAAAAAAAAAGGCAAAACCCA